CCAUGUUGUCUGUUGUCAGUAGACCACUAAGCAGUCUGAGAGUUUCCGGUGCAUUGCCCAAAGCUACAGUCGCAAUGGCAGACGCUCUGGCUAAAAUCCCCGAUGUGGAGAUUGAUCCAGAGGGAACCUUUAAGUACAUACUGGUCAGAGUAGCGGUGAAAGAUGGCGGUGUGCAUAAAGACAUAGUCCGAGGCACAAAAAGUGCAGAAUAUCACAAUCAUAUUUUUGAAAAGGUCAGUCCAGCUAUGGAGGCCUUGGGGAUGGAGUGUAAAUGCCUUGGAGGAGGGAAGAUAGAGCACAACAGCCAAGACAAAAAACUAAGGGUGUUUGGAGAAUCAACUGCCUUUGGCAAAGCAGACCACUCUGUGUCUGUAGAGAAGCUGAAGACUGCCUUCAGGAACUAUGAGAUCACCUUUUCUGAUGACAAAAAAUAGUCUAAACCUGCAUUUCAUUUCAAAUGUCUGCCUUUAUUUGUCACUUCCAAAAAUGAAAAACCACAGAGUAAUGUUUUGAUCCUGCUGUAAAACCAUGAUUUAAUUUAAAUAUACAAACCUGCAUUCAACUGUUUGCCUCUGAUUCCGUGAAAUCAAAAAUACUGAAAAGAAACAAUGACUUGGAACUCAAAGGCUAGAUGCAGUUUUAGCAUGUUCACUCUCCUAAUGUGUGAAGGAUGUGGAAUGAAAACAUUACCCUCCUUAAAAUAGAAUGAUUCACUUCUUACUUUUACUUUUUAAAUCAGCUUAAACAGAAUUUGAGGCCAUGUGCCAAGUGUAAAGUCCAUACAGGAAGGAGUGAGCCAGUCUGAAUCACUAGCCUAUCCUGUUAUCCUUAGGGAAAAUUUCUUCUUUAAAAGGUAGAGGCCGAUAAGGGCUUUUUCACCAUGACUCUCAUGAUUAUGCUUUCACUUGGGUGUUAUGUUAAGAAAAGAUAAAUACCAAAUAA
Toxotes jaculatrix (banded archerfish) is the source of this 942-nucleotide messenger RNA. RefSeq lists its product as uncharacterized. The transcript is spliced from 3 exons. Gene Ontology annotation, cellular component: cytosol. Gene Ontology annotation, biological process: peptidyl-histidine dephosphorylation. Bases 3 to 434 code for a protein of 143 amino acids. Gene Ontology annotation, molecular function: protein histidine phosphatase activity. NCBI's taxonomy places the organism in Eukaryota, Metazoa, Chordata, Actinopteri, Toxotidae. The record is from RefSeq and is a predicted model, not a curated record.